AUGUACUUCCUAUUUUAUUCACUCAAUCCUAAUCGCGUACACAUCUGGCGAACGCAUGUGGCCGAAGCCUUUCGACCGAACGCCGUCGGUAAAUGUGUACGACCUAACAAACGCAUGUGUUUGCCUUCGCGAGAGUUCGGUCACUGGGCGGUACAUCAAAAGAAAAUUGAAGAACGAAUUCGUUUGGCUGUGUUUAGUGUGUACGCUUUUCAGUUUUUAAGUGUCUCAUCGUGGUCAUUUUGUUUUGAGUUUCUAUUUAGCGAUAAUGGAGUGGACUAA
Messenger RNA from Acanthoscelides obtectus, 279 nucleotides. NCBI's taxonomy places the organism in Eukaryota, Metazoa, Arthropoda, Insecta, Coleoptera, Chrysomelidae. The record is from the annotation of a GenBank genome assembly.